This is a messenger RNA of Lytechinus pictus (painted urchin), 3651 nucleotides long. RefSeq names its product solute carrier family 52, riboflavin transporter, member 3-like. The coding region runs from base 449 to 1927 and encodes 492 amino acids. Gene Ontology annotation, biological process: riboflavin transport. Gene Ontology annotation, cellular component: plasma membrane. The record is from RefSeq and is a predicted model, not a curated record. NCBI's taxonomy places the organism in Eukaryota, Metazoa, Echinodermata, Echinoidea, Temnopleuroida, Toxopneustidae. The transcript is spliced from 3 exons. Gene Ontology annotation, molecular function: riboflavin transmembrane transporter activity.
AUUCGCCCGCCAUGCAUUCUUCGGAGAAUUUCAUCCGUGACUUUACUCAAGCAUCAACAGUCACAAUCUAUACAGAUUUAUACCGUAAACGCACCAGACUUCACAAUAAUAAUGUCGGGAAUAAUGCCCAUGUAUACCCAUAUUUCGACGGAUAAUUGGGAGAUUGUGAGAUAUAUUCUUUGAGGUUACAGGGGAUUACUAAGCCUAUAUAAUUUUUUAAGCAAGUCUUUCGAGUCUGCACCAGGUCGCCAUUUUAGCAACGAAGCAUAGCAGCAUAUAUUGCCGGAAUGGGGAACGAAUGUAGAUUCGGCGGGAUCGAAGUCGAGAUGUGUGAACAGUGGCGAAUAAGGUCGGUCAUUUGCAAAAUCUGCUAGUCCGGAUCGGUGAUCUACAACAAAUCAAACAAUCACCGGUUUUCAACCAUCUAACCACUUCCCCCACAGGCAAGAUGGCAAACGGAAUCAACAGCGAGGCCCAACGGAUUCUCGUCAUCCUCCUCGUCAUCAUCUUUGGAAGUGGAUCUUGGUUGACCGUGUCCGGAGUCUGGAGCGAAAUACCCAUCUUGGUCGCCCUUGGCCUGCCCGAAAAGAACCUGAUCACUUCCUACAUAACCCUUAUCGUUCAAUCUGGACUCUUUGGAGUCUUUAUUUUCUUGUGCUGCAACAGGUAUCUUGCAUCCACUCGCAUCUAUAGACUAGAGAUCCCUGUAACCUACGCGGUCACAUUCAUAGGUUCCAUCGGGUCAUUCUUGCUGAUAUUCUUCUGGAACUCAAAGACGUACUUGUCCGGUGAACCACACAGUGUGUUUUUCCUAUUCAAUGUCUUUCUCGUGUCUUUGGUUGAUAUGAUGAUGAAUACGACAUCAAUGGGAUUCAUUUCUCUCCUGAAACCCGCAUAUUUGAACUGGUUGUGGUUUGGUAUUGGAAUGAGCAGUAUUCUUCCUGCAUGCGUUGUUCUAAUCCAACAAGCAGGCGCUACGUCUACAGAGACAUGUGUCGCCAAUUAUACAUUCCUGAACCAAACUGUGGUCGGGAAUGCGUCAGUAUCAUACAACUGUACAUCUUGGCGCGAAGUGGCGCCAGAAUAUCUCUUCACACCAAGUCAAUAUUUUACCUUUUUGUUCGUGAUGAUGCUUUGUUGUCAUAUCUCAUUCAUUUGUUUGAAUUAUCUGCCUUGCGCCAGACGAGAAUACGCACCGCAGCCGGACGGUCACCAUCUUAAAAAAGAUGGCUGUGGAGGUCUUUUUCAAUGGAACUCAUCUGAUGAUCCUUCUUCCAACGAAGCGAACGAACUUUUGAUUUCGCGCCCAAACAGCCUAUCUGGGCUGGAAUCUGCGAACUCCGAUCAGUCAAAAAGCUGUGAACUGGAAGGAGAGCUUAGGAACAGACAACUUGUGUUUCUCUAUAGUAUGUGCCUUUUGAACAAGUAUAUCCUGUUCGGUACCCUGUCUCCAUUACAGGGAUUUUCUGCCAGUGCGUACGGGAGAGGGACCUACGGCUUGGUGAUGCCUAUCCAUGAAAUAGCAGACGCCCUUGCCUUUCUGCUCUUUUUACUGAAGCCAAUAUACAGCUUCAAAGUGGUGACUGGUACAUUUAUAUUAGGAUUCAUUUCGAGUCUGUACUGCGUCCUUGUGGCGGCAUUGAGUCCAUAUCCUCCAUUUAGCAGCAUAUUCUUUGGAAAAGUACUUAUUGUUGCUGCUUGGAUAGGUGCCGGUCUGUUCCACUCCUACUCCCGCGCGGCUACCUCCUGGAUAUUACGACAUACACAUGAAAGCCGAAAGCAUUUGAUAUUAUCGAGUGCACUCGGAGAGAUCGGUGCGACUGUUGGUGCCAUUGUCAUGUUCAUACUCAUCAACGUUUGCAACAUUUUCGUGGCUUACGAGGACCAAGGGCUGUGUCCGACACACCCAACUUGUAUCAUACUAUGAGAAAAGAGGGGUUUAGUUUUUCAUCAAUAUAGGACGUGCUGCUCAUUGCCACACCUAGGAUUUUUUUAAGUGUCACACUUUACCUUUCUGGACCAGGUCUUGCAUGGAGCAUAUUUUACCUGUCUACUUUUCAUGCAUCUUUCAUAUUGGAAAACAGGGCCAUGGGAACUAUUUUUUACUGGGGAUGCUGAUGUAAAUUUGACCCAAAAAAAAGGGGGGUGCCUCCAAAAUGUUGGUUAUUUUGAUCCCGAGAAAUUUGACAAGCAAAAAAGGGGGAUUGUUUCACUCUUUGGUCCAGAGAAAUUUGACAACCACCCCCCCCCCCCCAAAAAGGGGGGAGGGUUCACUUAAAAAUGUAGGUCAUUUUCGUUUAAUUUCUCCAUUACACCUUCCAGAAUUCCAGGGGGUGUUGCCUAUGGGGAAUAAUACACGCAUAUACAUAUAUAUAUAUAAUUUUUACAGUGCAUCCAAAAACAUGAAAAAGACACUACUGGGCGAUGCAUCACGAUUUCUUAUUUGUUAAGGAUAGGUGUCCAUGCAUGGACUUCAAAAAUGUCCUCGAUGUAUUUUAAUUAUGUUAUAUUAUAGCAUGAUUCUAUCACACAUAAAAUAGUGUAUGGGCUAUUUAGUGGGAAUUAUUUUAUUUCUAAACCAUUCAUGCUACAGAAAGGGCAUUAUUCAAAUGAGUUGCAAUGACCCUUACAUUGUACAUUCAUCACCAUCUUUUUUUAUUCAGUUUUCAAUUCAAAUUCAAUUCAAAUUUAUUUAUUUCACUUUCAUCAAACAAAAACAAAUUGUAUACCAUAUAUAAACAAAUAUUUGUAUCCGUUGCAAAAAAAAAAUUAAUGAUACAUAUGUUGUGAAAAAACACUUAGACAAUUUGGGCAACACAUUGUAGGUUUUAAAUAUGUAUACUAUUUUUCAAUAGAAAUUAAAUUAAGAUGGAAAUGGGGGGACCCACUAAAAAGCAAUGCUUGUACAAUGUGGGCCCCUCAAAAAAUAGAUAACACAACAAAUAACAAAGUAUAAAUACAGAUAAUCAAAUGAGAAAAAAAUACAUGAGAGGGAAAUACUCACAAAAUAAAUACAAAGUUAUUAAAAAUAUAUAGUUUGAUAAAGGACAAAACAACCCGUCCUAAAAAUAUCCACCCUUCCCCACCACACCCCCCCCCCCAGAAAAAGAGAAGAAAAAAGGGGAGAAUGCCCUGAGAAGAUGGAUGGGUGCUGCUGUACGUAGAUAGAACACAUGCCGUCGUGGACUCAAGCAAACUGGAUUUAAUGAUGUGUAUAAAAGGAGGAAAAAAUAUAUAAAAUAACCUGGAAAGAAUAUAAUGCACGAAGAAUGUGAUUGAUGCCGUGAACAAAUAACCGGUAGGAAGGCGGAUAAGCGGACAGGAGAGGAGAAAAAAGAGAGGAUAGACACAAUAAUGUAUGAGGUUCAACAAUGAGCACAUCUGAGAAGGACUUGUGUCAGAUUUUUUUUUUUAAUAAAAAAGGAUAAUUAUUUUAUGUUUUAAUUGUAGUCUUUAAAGUAAUAAUGAUGACUUGUUGAAUUAUGUUACACGUUGAAUUAUGUUACACGUAUAUGACAGAAUAUUGCCAAUUUUGUGGUGCGUUCCAAAGGAUUUAUUACCACCAUAUACACUUUGUAUUUUUUUUUUAAAUCUCAUCAAACUCGUUAUGCUAAAAAUUUUCAUUAACCCAAGAAAACAAAAAAUUUGUCC